This is a messenger RNA of Anopheles bellator, 1056 nucleotides long. RefSeq names its product leucine-rich repeat-containing protein 57. Gene Ontology annotation, molecular function: protein binding. The record is from RefSeq and is a predicted model, not a curated record. NCBI's taxonomy places the organism in Eukaryota, Metazoa, Arthropoda, Insecta, Diptera, Culicidae. The transcript has a single exon. Bases 67 to 783 code for a protein of 238 amino acids.
ACAACAUUAAAAACGAAAAAUUCUUCUCCAAGUAGGUAAUUUCUAAUUUCCGCUGAGAUCAUCACGAUGGGCAACAAGCAGGUUAAGCAACACUUUGAAACCGCCAAGAAAACGGGUGUACUGAAAAUAUCACUCCUGCGACUGGACGAGUUCCCCUCGGCAUUGAAGACAUUCCCGAACGUGCUGCGAACGUUGGAUAUUUCGGAAAAUCGAUUCACCGUUCUGCCGGAGGACAUCGCCAAGUUUACGAUUCUCAAGCACCUGAAUGCAAGCGGGAACAAGAUCGCGGUCGUGCCAGACUGUGUCGGAACGCUGGUGAAGCUAGAAACUCUCAACAUGAUGAAUAACCUGCUAACGAGCGUGCCAAGGAGUCUUUCGAAUUGUGUUCACCUGAAAUCCAUCAUCCUGAGCAACAAUCAGAUCAACACGUUUCCAACCAUGUUCUGCGAUCUGAAGCAUCUCGAUUUGCUCGAUCUUUCGAGGAACAAAAUCACGGAAGUCCCUCCGGAAGUGAAGGGUCUGCAGGUGACGGAGCUGAACCUGAACCAAAAUCAAAUUACCGUAGUGGCCGAAGCGAUAGCCGACUGCGUGAAGCUGAAAACGUUGCGUUUGGAAGAAAACUGUCUCCAAAUUUCGGCCAUUCACUCUCGCAUCCUCAGCGAUUCGAAAGUGUGUAAUCUGUGCGUGGACGGAAACCUGUUCAACUCGAAGCAGUUCAAUGAGUUGCCCGGUUAUGACGCGUACAUGGAACGCUACACCGCGGUUCGGAAAAAGAUUUCCUAAGGCUUGUGGAUCAGGGCCAUAGCAAGGGUAUUUUUGAAUUCUAAUAUUUGUAUCGCAUAAAUCAACCAUCCAUCGGUUCACUCGCUGCGAAAGUCCAGGAGUACGCGUUUGCUUUAGCACGUUUAAUUGCAUUAAAUUAUUGCGUUCGAGUGGUUCCACAGUUUAUUUUUAUUGUUGUGUCGAACGAACGAAAGCCAACGAUAAUCUUCAUAUACACCGUUAGAUAAUUCAUGAAACUGCACUUGGUUUUAAAGACGAUUCGAGCUAAAUAAA